GCGGGGCUGCCGCACGUGGGAGGGCGCUGGCGGGUUCCGCGGCCGUGGUCUCCUCAGCAAGGCCGACUCCGCCGCCCGCGUCGUCCACCUCCGAGCCGAAGGAUUGCGCGCCCGCCGCCGCCGGCUUCUCGGCGCUCCCAUGAUCGCCCGGUGCCUUUCGGCUGUGCGAGGCCUCCACAGAGUUGGUGGUUCCAGGAUUUUACUCAGAAUGACGUUAGGAAGAGAAGUGAUGUCUCCUCUUCAGGCAAUGUCUUCCUAUACUGCGGCUGGCAGAAAUCUUUUAAGAUGGGAUCUUUCACCAGAACAAAUUAAAACAAGAACUGAGGAGCUCAUUGUGCAGACCAAAGAGGUGUAUGAUGCUGUUGGAAUGCUCGAUAUCAAGGAAGUAACUUACGAAAACUGUUUGCAGGCACUGGCAGAUGUAGAAGUAAAAUAUAUAGUGGAAAGAACCAUGCUAGACUUUCCUCAGCACGUAUCCUCUGACAGAGAAGUACGAGCCGCAAGUACAGAAGCAGACAAAAGACUUUCUCGUUUUGAUAUCGAGAUGAGCAUGAGAGGAGAUAUAUUUCAGAGAAUUGUGCGUUUACAGGAAACCUGUGAUCUGGGGAAGAUAAAGCCUGAAGCCAGACGAUACUUGGAAAAGUCAAUUAAAAUGGGAAAAAGAAAUGGGCUCCAUCUUCCAGAACAAGUACAGAAUGAAAUCAAAUCAAUGAAGAAAAGAAUGAGUGAGCUAUGUAUUGACUUUAACAAAAACCUCAAUGAGGAUGAUACCUUCCUUGUAUUUUCGAAGGCUGAACUUGGUGCUCUUCCUGAUGAUUUCAUUGAUAGUUUAGAAAAGACAGAUGAUGACAAGUAUAAAAUUACCUUAAAAUAUCCACACUAUUUUCCUGUCAUGAAGAAAUGCUGUGUCCCUGAAACCAGAAGAAGGAUGGAAAUGGCUUUUAAUACAAGAUGCAAAGAGGCAAACACCAUCAUUCUGCAACAGCUACUCCCACUUCGGGCCAAAGUAGCCAAACUACUUGGCUAUAACACACAUGCUGACUUCGUCCUUGAAUUGAACACUGCAAAGAGCACAAGCCGUGUAACAGCCUUCCUAGAUGAUUUAAGCCAGAAACUAAAACCCUUGGGUGAAGCAGAACGAGAGUUUAUUUUGAAUUUGAAGAAAAAGGAAUGUGAAGAGAGAGGUUUUGAAUAUGAUGGGAAAAUCAAUGCAUGGGAUCUACAUUACUACAUGACUCGGACAGAAGAACUCAAGUACUCUGUAGACCAAGAGUUCCUCAAGGAAUAUUUCCCAAUUGAGGAGGUCACUGAAGGCUUGCUGAACACCUACCAGGAGUUGUUAGGACUUUCAUUUGAGCAAGUGGCAGAUGCUCAUGUUUGGAAUAAAAGUGUUACACUUUACACUGUGAAGGAUAAGGCAACAGGAGAAGUAUUGGGACAGUUCUACUUGGACCUCUAUCCAAGGGAAGGAAAAUACAAUCACGCCGCCUGCUUUGGUCUCCAGCCUGGCUGCCUUCUCCCUGACGGGGGCCGGAUGAUGUCUGUGGCUGCCCUAGUGGUGAACUUCUCACAGCCGGCAGCAGGUCGUCCCUCUCUCCUGAGACACGACGAAGUGAGGACUUACUUCCAUGAGUUUGGUCAUGUCAUGCAUCAGAUUUGUGCACAGACUGAUUUUGCACGAUUUAGUGGAACGAAUGUGGAAACUGACUUUGUAGAGGUACCAUCACAAAUGCUUGAAAAUUGGGUGUGGGACAUUGAUUCCCUCCGAAGAUUGUCAAAACAUUAUAAGGACGGAAACCCUAUUACAGAUGAUCUGCUUGAAAAACUUGUUGCUUCUAGACUGGUCAACACAGGUCUUCUGACCCUACGCCAGAUUGUUUUGAGCAAAGUUGAUCAGUCUCUCCAUACGAACACGUCCCUGGAUGCUGCAAGUGAAUAUGCCAAAUACUGCUCAGAAAUAUUAGGUGUUGCAGCUACUCCAGGCACAAAUAUGCCAGCUACUUUUGGACAUUUGGCAGGGGGAUAUGAUGGCCAAUAUUAUGGAUAUCUUUGGAGUGAAGUAUUUUCCAUGGACAUGUUUUACAGCUGUUUUAAAAAAGAAGGGAUAAUGAAUCCAGAGGUUGGAAUGAAAUACAGAAACCUAAUCCUGAAACCUGGGGGAUCUCUGGACGGCAUGGACAUGCUCCAGAAUUUCCUGGAACGUGAGCCAAACCAAAAAGCGUUCCUAAUGAGUCGAGGCCUGCACGCUUCGUAAACCGGGGAUCUUUGGUAGCAGUCCAUGUCUGGAGGACAAGUCGACAUCACCAUGUGUUACUGGCCUAGAAACUGAAGGGAGUUUUUUGCAAGUGAAAAUUUAGAUUUCUAUUGACUUCCUUUUGUUUUGUAAUUUUAAAAAUUAUAAAGCUGUAAAUGGAAUUAUAAAUACUGUGACCUAAGACCCACUAGAAAGUAAUUGUACCAUAAAAUUUCAUAAAAAUGGAUUUGAUUUCUUUUUAUAAAAGUUUCAUAUGAAUGUAAUUUGAUUUUUUACUAUUAUAAUCUAAAUAAUAUAAUGGAAGAGGGCUAAGGAUUCUUAAAUUGAAUCAUAUACAUGGUAUUAUUUGAUCCUUCUUAUAUCUUGAUGUUUUGUACUUGGGACUUGUGGACCGGUAAAUGAAUCAUCACAUUCCUCUGGCAAAUAUUUUCUUAGAGCCCUGCAUCAGCUUUGAUCCUCUGUCUCACAGCAAGGUGUGACCGCUCCUUUGCCUGCACACCUCAAGGUCAGGGGAAGAUGCCUCAGUAAUGCGUUUGUCUGUAUAUAUCAGGCCGCAGGAUUCCCAACUUUCUGCCACACUUAAAUUAUGUUCCUCCAUUUGGGUUUGUCUUUUCUGUCUAAAGUCCAGUCAGAGAGCAUCAAAAAAUCAUAUGUUUCAACUAGACUGGUCUAAUGUAUAUUGUAAGUUUUUAUAUCUUAUAUUAGAGGAUUUUAUCUAUUCUAUUUUAUCUAUUCUGUUACAAGAUAAUAUAUUAUCUUGUAUUAGAAGCUCAUUUCCCCUUCAGCAUACAAGAUCGCCAGUCUUUGGCAUAUUUGCCAAUUAGAACACUAAGGCAAGUCCAGACAUAUUUUUCUAUUCUCCCAUUUCUAACAAGUGGUAGGGACUUUGCCUCCUUUCCUGCCUACCUUGCACAAAGUGGCAGGUAGACAUGUCACAGUGGCUCUGUAGAGUGCCAUGGGAAGACAGCCAAAGCUGUGCGGAGCAUAAAGAGUUCAGAAACUCUGGAAGAGGAGUGGGUUCUGGCCCGAAGCGUCGAAGUGUUACUUGUGUGCUUAAACUCAGCCACAGGAAGGAGGCUCUUCAGUAGCCUAUUUUGUCUGGUGAUAAGUGAACCUUUGGAUCUCUCUUUGACUCUCUUUAUUAUGGGCCUAAAUUCCAGUUCUUCAGCAGACCAGUAGACUCACAGUAUUUAUUUUCCCCCAAGGAGUCUAUUCAAUAAAGAAACCAAACAGGAUAAUUUAAAAGAAAAAAAAUUUUUUUUUUAAAUUUUGAAUGUACUUUGUAUAGGUCUUCCAGUUGUUUCCCAGUGCAUACCCGAGGCAUGACUUUGCUGGCUGGGGAUAAACUUUGAACCUUUCUGUGCUUUAGUCUAAAUAGACUUUGUGCUAAAUAACAAAUUAUUAUGUUACAUAAUAAAAUUAAAGAUAGCAGGGAAAAUCAACAGCUAUAGCAACACACAAGGAAAUUCUAAGAUUAUCAUUGCCAAGCAAAUACCUUAAACAUCCACAUGAAAUCCUCCCCUCCCUUCCGAGACAAUUUGCCCCGCCCAUCUCUGCCCUACACUCAAUCAACGUCACUCUCUCUGGUCCCCAAAACUGUUUUUGUGAUCUUAGCAACCUAUGGUAGUUUUCUUCUACCUUUUUUCUCCCAGAUGCUUGUUUUCCAGUUUCAGACAAAAAAAACUCUCUUCAGCUUUUUCUAUUGCCCAACGUGUCACCUUAACAAUAACUUUAGCAUUUUAAAUCUUAUUUCACAUGGAAAAAUUAAUUGGUGUGGAAAAAGGCUGCACACAAUAAAGUUACAUUAUUAUGAGAA
Lemur catta (Ring-tailed lemur) is the source of this 4070-nucleotide messenger RNA. RefSeq names its product neurolysin (gene NLN). NCBI's taxonomy places the organism in Eukaryota, Metazoa, Chordata, Mammalia, Primates, Lemuridae. Gene Ontology annotation, biological process: proteolysis; peptide metabolic process. The record is from RefSeq and is a predicted model, not a curated record. Gene Ontology annotation, molecular function: metalloendopeptidase activity. Bases 140 to 2254 code for a protein of 704 amino acids. The transcript is spliced from 13 exons. Gene Ontology annotation, cellular component: mitochondrial intermembrane space.